Molecule: messenger RNA, 1151 nt
Organism: Argiope bruennichi
Lineage: Eukaryota; Metazoa; Arthropoda; Arachnida; Araneae; Araneidae
Exons: 7
Coding region: 114-776 (220 amino acids)
Molecular function (GO): calcium ion binding
Source: RefSeq, a predicted model, not a curated record
UCGGGACAUUCCUGGGAGUUCCGCAAACGGGAGAAGUCGUCCCAUCAGUGUCCAUCGUGGAAUUCAUCCGGGGAGUCCUCGGGGUAUCCAGAAGAUGUCCUGUUGAAGCAGGCAUGGGGAAACACAACAGCAAACUCACGCGGGAAGAGUUGGAGGAAUUGGAAGAAAUGACCAAUUUUAACACAAAGCAGUUGAGACAAUGGUACAAAGAUUUUAUUCAAGAUUGCCCUUCCGGGUACAUGACCAAAGAAGAGUUUAAGCACAUUUACGGACAUUUCUUCCCGACGGGAGACCCGACGCGUUUCGUAGAUUACGUAUUUAACGUCUUCGACAUCGAUAAGAAUGGUGUCAUUACAUUCAAAGAAUUCAUUCUUGCCAUUUCCAUCACAACGAGGGGCACAAUAGAGGAGAAACUGAAUUGGGCGUUCAGCCUGUACGACUUUGACAGCGACGGCUACGUGACGAGGGACGAGAUGCUCGACAUCGUCAGGGCCAUCCACAGGAUGCACGGGAAGGACGGAGACACGACCGAAACGGACGCCGCCCAGAAAAGGGUGGACGAGCUCUUCACGAAGCUCGAUACGGAUAAAGAUGGAAAACUGAGCCGCGAAGAGUUCUGUAAAGGCUUCAAGAACGAUUCCUGGAUUAUCAAAGCCUUGCUGAUGAAGUCCCCCCUCGUGGCCAAUUCGACCACUUCCUUGAACAUCCCCGAGAGUGAAGGUCCCGGAAGACGGACAUCCACAUGCCAGGCCAGUGUGGGGAACGGACUGCACUGAUGGACUCUCACCCAACUGAGCAAUCAAAUGAAUCUCAGCUUCUGAACAACUGGAUCAUGUCUUCACACUCAACAUACUUGCCUUGCCUUAUUUUAAAAGGCUCCGUACUAGAUUCUAAUUCAAUGUUUAAUUCUCAUUCGACGCGAGAAAUAUUUUCCUCGUAACUUUUCUCACUGUUAUAUGAAAUGUUUCACAUUUUACGAUCCAUAUGAUUUCAAUACGCAGUUGCUUUUUUCAUAAAAGAUGGAUCUCUGUACAGUUGACUCAAUACUCGAUGUAUCUUCACUGUAGAGCUAGCUCAAACAAAAAUAUCUUCACUUCUAUUUUGAUGACAUGGAUAUGUAUGUUAGAUUAAAAUAGAGUUGUGAAACAAUA